AUGACCUCACUUCCGUACUUGAGCCACGCUAUCUCGACCUCGCCUUGGACCCUGUCAACGCUUCGACCCGUACACCCAUCACGAUACGAUACCUUUCUGCCCACACUGACAUAUAUUGAAGAAGAACAACAAACCUCGGGCCAAUCCGGCCCCGGGCCGGUUCGGUCCCGUACCCUAAAAACAACAAUCAACGACAAGGCUCUCGAGCCUCUUCGGGGCAACAGUAGCAGCAACAACAACAGGAGGCUGCCCCGGCUGAAAAGAAUAGCCGAAACGCCAUCCAAAAGGUGGGCCGUCAAGGCCAAGGAUGAGGAUAACCUGGGCCUGAAAAUUGGACUAGCAUUCUGUUGGCCUAAGACUUAG
This is a messenger RNA of Fusarium graminearum PH-1, 363 nucleotides long. RefSeq lists its product as uncharacterized. The record is from RefSeq and is a predicted model, not a curated record. NCBI's taxonomy places the organism in Eukaryota, Fungi, Ascomycota, Sordariomycetes, Hypocreales, Nectriaceae. Bases 1 to 363 code for a protein of 120 amino acids. The transcript has 5 exons.